AUGGCACUUUGCCGCAUCGAUGCUGAAUCGUUCAUGCCCCGCAUCGUGAUGCAUCGCCGAAUCGAUUAUUCCGAACCCGAGCCCCAGAUGGACCCUUUGCUCUGGCUGGUCUCUCUUCAGAAGGCCACGGGAUGCUGGGAGCUGAAUGCCGCGCUGGCUGCUGUGUUUGGGAAGACCAAUGAUGAGGUGACCAAUCACAGAGCAGCACAGCGUGAGUGUGUGACGUGUGGUUGUGUGUUCCAGGUGGACGGGUCAGUGUGGGCCACCGUUCUGGCUCUGAUCUGGUUAUACUCGUGUAGAUCAGGUGACCAGGUGGAGUGGCAGUUUGUGGCCAUGAAGGCGGCGUCAUGGAUCCGCUCUCAGAAACCGGACGGCCUGUCUCAGUGUGUGUGUGACGGGAACGUCCUGUUGGGAUGUCAGGUGACUGAAGGCAUGCUGGGAAUCUGAAGACUGUCAGAAGAACAAAUAACUCUCACUCUUGAAUUAAUAGAGAAACACUGACACAUUUCUGUUUGUAUCGGUGACAGAGGGAAGCUUUAGGGCCUGACCUCAGUUCAUGUUAUUGCUCUAAAUAUGAUUGUGAAUGUAUAAUCUUAUGCUACUUUAUGUUCUGGACUCACUGAAUCAUGUUUCUGUGUGAUCAUGACUGUAGUGAGCAGAUUGUGCUUUUAUUAAGCUGUUAUAUUAAAGGUUCAGUCAGUGAUUUCUGAUAAAUACUUCUGAAAGAG
Megalobrama amblycephala (Wuchang bream) is the source of this 728-nucleotide messenger RNA. Its product is annotated as von Willebrand factor A domain-containing protein 5A-like. The transcript is spliced from 4 exons. The record is from RefSeq and is a predicted model, not a curated record. NCBI's taxonomy places the organism in Eukaryota, Metazoa, Chordata, Actinopteri, Cypriniformes, Xenocyprididae. Bases 1 to 447 code for a protein of 148 amino acids.